Messenger RNA from Arabidopsis lyrata subsp. lyrata, 681 nucleotides. RefSeq names its product putative defensin-like protein 80. The record is from RefSeq and is a predicted model, not a curated record. The transcript is spliced from 2 exons. NCBI's taxonomy places the organism in Eukaryota, Viridiplantae, Streptophyta, Magnoliopsida, Brassicales, Brassicaceae. Bases 288 to 527 code for a protein of 79 amino acids.
UUUGAAGAAUUAUAUUUAGUGUAUUCAAAGAUUUAUAGUAUAAACAGUCAAAGAUUGUAUACAUAUUAUUCGAUUUGUUGCCAAAAGACGAUCACAUUCUAAUUCAUUUUCCACCAAAUUUGGUAGAUUUGAAUAUGACUAAUUAUUGUAAAUAUACAUUACUUAGAUUUCAAAAUUUGCUUAUAUAAGGAGCUCUAAAUCUCUAGAACUACUCCUAAAACAUUCAAACUAAAAAGAUUCACAAGAUAUUAGUAAUAUCACUGAAAUACAUUUUUUUGAAACAAGAAAUGGAUGUUCGAAGAUCUCCAUACAUUUUCAUUGCAGUUUCUUUCAUUGCAAUGUUCUUGACCACAGGAGUAAGAUCACAGCCGGUAAGAGAUAUUUGCCCAGGGGUAUGCCAUGCUGGAAUUGAACCAGACUGCGACACACUCUGCACUAGCUUAGGCUUUACUGGAGGCUAUUGUCAAGGAUUAACAUGUUGUUGCAACCCAAAAUCCUCCAAAUCCUCAAUCACUCCUCCAAUUUAAAUUUUGUUUUGUAUUACUCUUUUAUCUUUCCAAAUAAACGCUAAUAAAUCCUUAAACUUUUAUAUGGAACAACAAAUAUUUAAUUGAAAGUUUAUGUCUUAUAGUAUUUUGUUGGUACUUUUGGUAGUAAAAUUGGCGUCUUUUCUCAUAGAAA